GUGAAGGAUUUUCAUGUUUUAACCAUUUCUCUUUGUUUGUUUACAGAGCUGCCAAAUGAGAGCGUAGAAAAUAAGUUGUGUUGUUUACAAGCGGUAAUAGCUGUUUUGCCACGAAGUGCGAGUUUUUGUUGUGAAUUCCACUCGAGAUGACGGAAAUCAACGAGAAGGAGAACGAACCACAACACCACGACCUCCAACGACCACGGGCUACUGUGCCCAGCCAGCCCGAAUCAAAGCUCCAACGACUGAAGCGCUCCUUCUCCUUUAAAUCCGUCAUGCGCAGCAAGAGUGUGGACAACUUCUUCCAGCGCAGCAACGGCGAAGCACGUCCACCUUGCACGCUCAUAAUCCCCCCAGCUCCGCCGCCGUCGCCUCCCCCGUGUUCGGAGUCCCCCCUGGCCUACGAGCGAUCGCCCUUUCUCUCGCCGUCCGCCAGCCCCAUCCCCUCGCUUUCGGAGUCGCUCCACUCUCCAUCCUUCAACCCCUCGCUGUCUCUCAGCUCCAAGGGUCUACCCAAGUCUGCGGGUCAGCCCGCGGCGCCACCCAAGACUCACUGUUUCCAGGAGCACGUCUUUCGCAGGCACACUAACUGCGAGCGAUGCAAACAUUUGAUUCAAGGAAACUCUAAGCAAGGACUGCGUUGUAAAGCCUGCAAAAUGGCCGCUCACCUCUGGUGCUUUGCGGAGCUCUCCCAGCAGCCCUGUGUUGGCAAGACGGGAGCGUUUAAAAGGAACUUCAGCUCACCUCUACUAACCACCGACUCACUGGGCGUGGUCAGGGAGGCUCCUGAUGUCCAGGAGGCCGAUAACGUCAACCUGGACCCCGUGUAUGAAGCGCUGCGAUACGGCACGUCGCUGGCUCAUAUGAGUCGCUCCAGCUUUGGAAGCAUCACGGAGUCACCCUGUCAUGAGGCUGAAAAGCUGCAAGACAAACUAGAGAAUCAGCCAAUCGCUGAAGAGGAGCCCAUUCCAGGAAUGCUCACCCCUCCUGAAAGCGAGAAGGCGGAUUCAGAAGAGCGGGUCAGCCUGAAGACCCCGAAGCACGUUGAGAUCCACUCCAUCCACACAUAUGUGGCUCUCUACAAGUUUCUGCCUCAGGAGAAGAAUGACUUGGAACUUCAGCCUGGGGAUCGAGUCAAAGUCACGGAUGACUCCAAUGAGGACUGGUGGAAGGGGAAAAGCCAAAACAAGGUGGGAUAUUUCCCAGCCAACUUUGUGCAGCGCGUCCGCCCCGGCGAGCGGGUGUGGAAGGUCACGGCUGGUUUCCACGGCAACAGAGACAAAGGCCAGAUGACGGUGAAAGAGGCCCAGAUCUGUUUCGGAAAAAACGAGGACAUUGAUGGCUUUCUGCGUCUGAGCAGCGGGAAGAAACGAGGCCUGGUCCCUGCGAACAUCCUACUUGAAAUAUGACCUCUUUUCAGUCACUAUUUAUAUUGAUAAUAAUAGUAAUAAUAAGUACUUGACGGAAGAAUCCGAGAAUGUUUUCCUCAAUGGAAGUGGCUUUGCUAGUUUUUUUGUUUUUUUUGUUUGUUUAUUUCAGUGCAGAAACUUAAAGCCCAAGAGAGUGGCUUUCUUUAGAGCUGCUCUACUGUCGCUCACGUCAGAAAUGUAGCACCACUCUGAGGAAUAUGCGCAGGAAGUCUGGAUACCUCAUUCCCUGGAAUACAAAAGUGCGCUGAAACUUCUGGAAGCGAACUGAAACUGCUGACUGUCUUCACUCUGCGUAGAGAAAAUAUGGCGGUAGAGGUUGGCGUUAAAAGAUUUGAAAGGCCACUGUUAUUCACUCAUUCAUGUAUCAUGUACAUGCCUGUGCUUCCUAGUUCAUCUAAAAAAAUACCUUCUAAUACCUCACACACACUCAUUUAGCGCCGCUCUAACAGCACGGACGUCUCUCGCGUUGGCCGUCUGUCUUCAUGCACAGAUGUUGUCCAUAAAAUCUGCCUUAUCAGCCGGUUAUUUAUAUCAUUUCUGUCCGUGAGAGUGUGCUGAAAGUGCAGCACAGCAAAAACAUAAUCCCCAACUCAGUGUCAAAAAAGGAGGCGGCGGCUGUCAAAUGUCUUUUUUCUCUCUCUCUCUGUGGGUUGCGUAAGUUGCGUCCUUCAAAAUGCGCAGGAUAAAUGACAAACGCCUUUUUUUUUCUGCUUUAACCGAACAACAUGGACUUAUAGUAUUUCACCAAAGUGCGCACACUUCUCCUCACAUUUCAUAAACUAUUUUGAUACAGUAUAUCCCUAAGGGACCAUACGAUCACAACAAACUUGGAUAUCAGUCUGUGUACAGCAGUGUAGACAUACUGUCCGCUAAGAAAGAAGUCAACACACAGCCAUUGUUGUGUAACACACUCGCUGGCAACACAAUGAGGGCAGUGGGGAGAUGCGGUUCAUUGAGGGGAAACAUCAGCCUUUACAUAGCAACACACAUCAGUACACCUCACAGUGAACAUGCUCACAUUGUAUCUUUGGUCCUCCACCUUCCUCCUUUGCUUCCUGCCUUCCUUCCUUCUUUCUUUUCUUUGUUUCUUCUUUCCUACCUUCCUUCUUUUCUUCUUUCCUACCUUCCUUCCUUUCUCCUUUCCUGCCGUUCUUUCUUUCUUCUUUCCUGCCUUCCUUUUUUCUUUUCUUUCUUUCUCGUUUUCCUACCUUUCUUUCUUCUUUCCUGCCUGCCUUCCUUCUUUCUUUUCUUCCUUCUUUCCUCCCUUCCUUCCUUCUUUCUUGUUUUCCUUACUUCAUCCCCACCUUCCUUCCUUCUUUUCUUCCUUCUUUCCUUUUUUCUUCCUUCUUUCCUUCCUUCCUUUCUGCCUGACCUCCUUAUUUCCUAUUUUGCUUUCUUCUUUCCUUCUUGCCUUACUGUCUUCCUUUCUUGCCUUCCUACCUUCCCUCCUUCCCGCCGUUAAUCCUUUCCUCUUUCCUGCCUUCCUACCUUCCCUCCGUCCUGCCAUUGAUCAUUCCCUCUUUCCUGCCUUCCUACCUUCCUUUCUUCCUGCCAUUCAUCCUUCUCUCUUUCCUGCCUUCCUACCUUCCUUUCUUCCUGCAUUCAUCCUUCCCUCUUUCCUGCCUUCCUACCUGCCUUUCUUUCUGCCAUUAAUCCUUCCCUCUUUCCUGCCUUCCUACCUUACCUCCUUCCUGCCAUUCAUCAUUCCCUCUUUCCUGCCUUCCUACAUUCCCUCCUUCCUGCCAUUAAUCAUUCCCUCUCUCCUGCCUUCCUACCUUCCUCCUUCCUGCCAUUGAUCCAUCACUCUUUCCUGCCUUCCUACCUUCCUUUCUUCCUGCCAUUCAUCCUUCCCUCUUUCCUGCCUUCCUACCUUCCCUCCUUCUUGCCAUUCAUCAUUCCCUCUCUCCUGCCUUCCUACCUUACCUCCUUCCUGCCAUUCAUCAUUCCCUCUUUCCUGCCUUCCUACAUUCCCUCCUUCCUGCCAUUAAUCAUUCCCUCUCUCCUGCCUUCCUACCUUCCUCCUUCCUGCCAUUGAUCCAUCACUCUUUCCUGCCUUCCUACCUUCCUUUCUUCCUGCCAUUCAUCCUUCCCUCUUUCCUGCCUUCCUACCUUCCCUCCUUCUUGCCAUUCAUCAUUCCCUCUCUCCUGCCUUCCUACCUUCCUCCUUCCUGCCAUUCAUCCUUCCCUCUUUCCUGCCUUCCUACCUUCCUUUCUUCCUGCCAUUCAUCCUUCCCUCUUUCCUGCCUUCCUACCUUCCCUCCUUCCUGCCAUUCAUCCUUCCCUCUUUCCUGCCUUCCUACCUUACCUCCUUCCUGCCAUUCAUCAUUCCCUCUUUCCUGCCUUCCUACAUUCCCUUUUUCCUGCCAUUCAUCCUUUCUUCUUUUCUGCCUUCCUUCCUUCUUUCUUUCUUUCUUUCUUUCCUGCCUUCUUUGCACAGGUUCUCAACUGGGCUCAGGUCCGGAGGAGACAUACUUGCACACGCCAUCACCUUCAGUUUCCUCAGCAAUUAAUUUUCCCCCUCAAUGAACCGCUGCUGUCCAGUGGUGGCAGCACUCAUGCAGCUCCCACCACCAUGCUUGACUGCAGCCAAUUAUAAUAAUUAUAAUAAUAAUAAUAAUAAUAUUAAUAAUAGAUUUUAUUUGUAAAAAAAAAAAGAAAAAAGAAAAAGCACUUAGUUUGAGUAAACAACCUCAAAGUGCUACAGUGUAUUAAAAAAAUACAAAUAAAAAGAUAAUAAGAAAUAAAAAUAAAUAAAAACUAGAACAGCCAAAUAGCUAAAACUAGUAUGCAUAUAUCUCAAAAAUGUUGUUGUUUUUUAAAAAAGAAGGGUUUUUAAGCCUUUUUUAAAAGCAUCCAAUUAUCUUCCUACCAUUACUACAAGAGUCAUUUUUUCAGUGAAUAUAAAUAAAUACUGCGAUACAAGCUGUACGCUGACUACUUUUAUGUAUAUCCAAGUUUCACUUCAGUAAUGCCCCUUAGGAGUAUACAGUAGGAAACAUGUGAGGUCCUGUAUCGUCAUCACAUCCUAACACAUCAGGUGGGGUCAGCAAUAAAUGUAAAUACAAGGUGACAGUAUUUGUGUGUAGCCUUAUAGUGAUGUAAUAUGUUGACUAAGGGCAAUUAUUUCUAAACUAGCAGAGUCUUGUUUACACUCUCUACAAUAUUGACCUAUAAUAAGCCUAAACACUAUGCACACUUAAUCUACAGGCACUGACUUCUAUUUUGUAGCCGCGUGUGUGUGUCAGCAGCAUAACACAACAUGGGCUCAGGAUCACUUAUAGCCAGUCUCUCACCAUGACGUGCCACCAUUCUUUUCACUGUCUAGCCGCCAUUUUAGCAUCAAUAAAGUCAGACGAACCCUGAAGAUUACGUGUCUGUCUCUGAUUGACACAUUCAAAUCAAACACCGUAACACAUGUAGUAUAGAUGCAGAGCACUCUCUGCAGUUAAAGGGGAACAUUAUCACAAUUUCAGAAUUGUUAAAACCAUUAAAAAUCAGUUCCCAGUGGCUUAUUAUAUUUUUCGAAGUUUUUUUCAAAAUUUUACCCAUCACGCAAUAUCCCUAAAAAAAAGCUUCAAAGUGCCUGAUUUUAACCGUCGUGAUAAACACCCGUCCAUUUUCCUGUGACGUCACAUAGUGAAGCCAACACAAACAAACAUGGCGGAAAGAACAGCAAGCUAUAGCGACAUUAGCUCGGAUUCAGACUCGGAUUUCAGCGGUUUAAGCGAUUCAACAGAUUACGCAUGUAUUGAAACGGAUGGUUGUAGUGUGGAGGCAGGUAGCGAAAACGAAAUUGAAGAAGAAACUGAAGCUAUUGAGCCAUAUCUGUUUGAACCGUAUGCAAGCGAAACCGACGAAAACGACACGACAGCCAGCGACACGGGAGAAAGCGAGGACGAAUUCGGCGAUCGCCUUCUAACCAACGAUUGGUAUGUGUUUGUUUGAAUUAAAGGAAACUAAC
Messenger RNA from Nerophis lumbriciformis (worm pipefish), 5391 nucleotides. Its product is annotated as SH3 and cysteine-rich domain-containing protein 2-like. NCBI's taxonomy places the organism in Eukaryota, Metazoa, Chordata, Actinopteri, Syngnathiformes, Syngnathidae. The record is from RefSeq and is a predicted model, not a curated record. Gene Ontology annotation, biological process: positive regulation of voltage-gated calcium channel activity; positive regulation of protein localization to plasma membrane; skeletal muscle contraction. Gene Ontology annotation, molecular function: protein binding.